UGCGCCCAGGUGAUAAAGAACGAGCGGCCGGACGGCAUUCUGCUGACCUUCGGGGGCCAGACGGCGCUGAACUGCGGGGUGGCGCUGACCCAGGGCGGGGUGCUGGCCCGGUACCGGGUGCGGGUGCUGGGCACGCCCAUGGCCUCCAUCGAGAUGACGGAGGAUCGCAAGGUCUUCGUGGAGAAGAUGGAGGAGAUCGACGAGCACGUGGCGCCCAGCGAGGCGGCCUCCUCCCUGGAGCAGGCUCAGGCCGCGGCCUCGAGGCUGGGCUACCCGGUGCUGGUGCGCUCGGCCUAUGCCCUCGGGGGUCUGGGCUCCGGCUUCGCCAACAGCCGGGAGGAGCUGACAGCGCUGGUGAGCCAGGCCUUCGCGCACACCUCCCAGGUGCUGGUGGACAAGUCCCUGAAGGGCUGGAAGGAGAUUGAGUACGAGGUGGUGCGGGACGCCUACGACAACUGCAUCACCGUCUGUAACAUGGAGAACCUGGACCCGCUGGGCAUUCACACGGGCGAGUCCAUCGUGGUGGCCCCCAGCCAGACGCUGAACGACCGGGAGUACAACAUGCUACGCCACACGGCCAUCAAGGUGGUCCGGCACCUGGGCAUCGUGGGCGAGUGCAACAUCCAGUACGCGCUGAACCCCGAGUCGGAGCAGUAUUACAUCAUCGAGGUAAACGCCCGGCUCUCACGGAGCUCCGCCUUGGCCAGCAAGGCGACCGGCUACCCGCUGGCCUACGUGGCAGCCAAGCUGGCUCUGGGCAUCCCCCUGCCCGUCCUCAGGAACUCCGUCACCAAUUCCACCACGGCCAACUUUGAGCCCAGCCUGGAUUACUGCGUGGUGAAGAUCCCGCGCUGGGACCUCAGCAAGUUCCUGCGGGUCAGCACCAAGAUCGGCAGCUCCAUGAAGAGUGUGGGGGAGGUCAUGGCCAUCGGGCGGAACUUCGAGGAGGCCUUCCAGAAGGCGCUGCGCAUGGUGGAUGAGAACUGCGUAGGCUUUGACCACACCGUGAAGCCAGCCUCCGACGUGGAGCUGGAAACGCCCACUGACAAACGGAUCUUCGUGCUAGCGGCCGCCCUGCGAGCCGGCUACCCCAUCGAGCGGCUCUACGAGCUGACCAAGAUCGACCGCUGGUUCCUGCACAAGAUGAAGAACAUCACGGACCACGCGGUGCAGCUGGAGUGCUACCGCGAGGGGCAGAGCUCUAUGCCCCCCGACGUGCUCAAGAAAGCCAAGCAGCUGGGCUUCUCCGACAAGCAGGUGGCCUUGGCCGUGCUCAGCACUGAGCUGGCCGUGAGGAAGAUGCGGCACGAUCUGAAGAUCCUGCCCGUGGUGAAGCAGAUCGACACGGUGGCGGCAGAGUGGCCGGCGCAGACCAACUACCUGUACCUGACGUACAACGGGACGGAGCACGACCUGGCCUUCCGCGAGCCCCACGUCAUGGUGAUCGGCUCCGGCGUCUACCGCAUCGGCAGCAGCGUGGAGUUUGACUGGUGCGCCGUGGGCUGCAUCCAGGAGCUGCGCAAGAUGGGCUUCAAGACCAUCAUGGUGAACUACAACCCGGAGACGGUGAGCACCGACUACGACAUGUGCGACCGCCUCUACUUCGACGAGAUCUCCUUCGAGGUGGUGAUGGAUAUCUACGAACUGGAGAGCCCCGAGGGCGUGAUCCUGUCCAUGGGGGGGCAGCUGCCCAACAACAUCGCCAUGGCGCUGCACCGGCAGCAAUGCCGCAUCCUGGGCACCUCCCCCGAGGCCAUCGACUCGGCCGAGAACCGCUUCAAGUUCUCCCGCCUACUGGACACCAUCGGCAUCAGCCAGCCCCUCUGGAAGGAGCUCUCCGACAUGGAGUCGGCCAAGCAGUUCUGCUGCAAGGUGGGCUACCCGUGUGUGGUGCGCCCCUCCUACGUGCUGAGCGGGGCUGCCAUGAACGUGGCCUACUCCGACAGCGACCUGGAGAAGUUCCUGUGCAGCGCCGUGGCCGUGUCCAAGGAGCAGCCCGUCGUCAUUUCCAAGUUCAUCCAGGAGGCCAAGGAGAUCGACGUGGACGCCGUGGCCUGUGAUGGCGCAGUGGUGGCCAUCGCAAUCUCGGAGCAUGUGGAGAACGCGGGCGUGCACUCGGGGGACGCCACGCUGGUGACGCCGCCCCAGGACAUCACGCCCAAGACCCUGGAGCGGAUCCAGGCCAUUGUGCACGCCAUCGGGCAGGAGCUGCUGGUCACGGGGCCCUUCAACCUGCAGCUCAUCGCCAAGGACGACCAGCUGAAGGUCAUCGAGUGCAACGUGCGUGUCUCCCGCUCCUUCCCCUUCGUCUCCAAGACGCUGGGGGUGGACAUGGUGGCCCUGGCCACCCAGGUGAUCAUGGGCGAGGAGGUGGAGUCGGUGGGACUGAUGACAGGCACUGGGAUCGUCGGUGUCAAGGUUCCCCAGUUCUCCUUCUCGCGGCUGGCGGGGGCAGACGUGGUGCUGGGCGUGGAGAUGACCAGCACGGGCGAGGUGGCCUGCUUUGGGGAGAACCGCUGUGAGGCCUACCUGAAAGCCAUGCUGAGCACCGGCUUCAAGAUCCCCAAGAAGAACAUCCUGCUGACCAUCGGCAGCUACAAGAACAAGAGUGAGCUGCUGCCCACAGUGCGCACCCUGGAGAGCCUGGGCUACAACCUGUACGCCAGCCUGGGCACUGCCGACUUCUACACCGAGCACGGCAUCCAG
Terrapene triunguis (Three-toed box turtle) is the source of this 2706-nucleotide messenger RNA. RefSeq names its product CAD protein-like. Gene Ontology annotation, biological process: 'de novo' pyrimidine nucleobase biosynthetic process; UTP biosynthetic process; L-glutamine metabolic process. The record is from RefSeq and is a predicted model, not a curated record. Lineage: Eukaryota; Metazoa; Chordata; Testudines; Emydidae. The annotation marks the transcript as partial. The transcript is spliced from 15 exons. Gene Ontology annotation, molecular function: ATP binding; metal ion binding; aspartate carbamoyltransferase activity. Gene Ontology annotation, cellular component: cytosol; cytoplasm.